This is a messenger RNA of Pararge aegeria (speckled wood butterfly), 1604 nucleotides long. Its product is annotated as protein cortex-like. Gene Ontology annotation, molecular function: ubiquitin ligase activator activity; anaphase-promoting complex binding; protein binding. Lineage: Eukaryota; Metazoa; Arthropoda; Insecta; Lepidoptera; Nymphalidae. Gene Ontology annotation, biological process: positive regulation of anaphase-promoting complex-dependent catabolic process; positive regulation of ubiquitin protein ligase activity; anaphase-promoting complex-dependent catabolic process. The record is from RefSeq and is a predicted model, not a curated record. The transcript is spliced from 9 exons. The coding region runs from base 148 to 1515 and encodes 455 amino acids. Gene Ontology annotation, cellular component: anaphase-promoting complex.
CUACACAAGCAAUCGCAAAAGAAAUGUGGGUAACUGAACAAUAAAUUGACGUUACACCUAUUAGGUACCGCCUAUAGUAAAUAACCGCUGAUGUAUAACGCGUUUGUACAAAAUACAGUAUAAUUUUGUGUCCGGUUUGUAAUUACAAUGGAUUGCACAGUAUUCGGCAGAAAAAAUGUUAACACUAGGAACCGCGUGGACAGGUUUGUGCUGCCGCGCGAAUACGUCAAUGAAAUGCGGAGACGUUCGUGGCCGCCUGGCUGUGACUCGGGUCCGCUGGACCUCAACUAUUCGGUAAAGUCAAAGAUUGGAGAAAAACUGAAGCAUAAAAGAUACGCAAACUAUUUGGACAAAGCGCUCGGCGUACACCGGGAUCCCUGCACACCACUGAGGCAACUAUGGCCUUGCAUACCCAGGAAGAAGAGUUUCUUAUCUUCAGCGGACAGCAUACUAGACUUGCCCAAGUACAGCGACGCUAUCUUUCCAGAACUCUUAGACUGGAGCAAAGACAAUAUUCUGGUGGCGGCUCUAGGCAGCAAUUAUCACAAGCUGAGCUGCAGCAGCCAAACGAUCGUCAGUCAAGUGUUCACGCGCUACGAGAUCCAGUGCUGCAAGUUUGAUCCUCGCGGAGAACUGCUACUUCUCGGCACGCACAUGGGAAGAGUGGAAAUUCACAACAACGCUCGUAACAAAAGAGAAACUGAGGCUAAGUGUCAAUGUGUGAGACAACGGGUGCUCAAUGCGAGCAAAGCCGAAUUCGAAAUCCAUUAUUGCUCCGUGACCGCUGUCGACUGGAGUCCCACUGGCAAUUCUUUCGUCACGGGCUGUUCGUUCGGCGUGGUGAUGUCACUAACUCGUGCCGCAGAGGUCGUCAGCUGCCGCCGCGUCUUGCGCGACCCCAUAUGCCUAGCGCGCGUGUCCCCGGACGCCCGCUACGCCGCCGUUACCGCCGUCAACUCCGCCGUGGUGCUUUUGCUGACGUGGCCCGCGCUGGACAUAUCCUCUACAAUGAACUCUGACUGUAUGAUAAAGACAAUCACCUGGCACCCUUGGCGCAGCGCACUGCUGGGCGUGGGCGCGGUGACGUCAGAGCUGCAGGCGCGCGUGGUGGUGUGGAACGCGCCCACCAACGAGGUUCAGGAGCGGAAGCUGGCGCCCAAGCCCUUUAGCCUGGACGCGAUGCUGUUCAGCGACCGCACAGGGGAACUCGUCGCUAGUUUAUGGAAUUCAGAAAACGCAUUAUUUUACCCGAAGAUAUGUUCCCAGUUGGUUGUGUUAAGCAACCCUGAGACCGUGGUGGACCAGUGGGGCGAGGGGCCCAGCUGGCCGGACCGGGUACGGACUAUGGUGUUCAAUCCUGAUGGGACUAAGCUCGCUACAGCGACUUCGGAUGAGGAUUUGAUUAUCUGGAAUUUUCUCCCAGAAGACAAGGUGAAGAAGAACCCGAAACGCAAAAGAUUCUCUGCACUACCGGUAUACCAAGAUCAGGCAACGCAUGGGUUUUCUAUUCGAUGAGUGUACGGCUAACUGAGUUUAGAAGUCACUGGAUGUUCUUCUUUACAUUUAGGUAUAUGGUUGCGAUUAAACUUUCUAUUUAUAUAUUU